Molecule: messenger RNA, 2001 nt
Organism: Acyrthosiphon pisum (pea aphid)
Lineage: Eukaryota; Metazoa; Arthropoda; Insecta; Hemiptera; Aphididae
Gene: SiaT
Product: beta-galactoside-a-2,6-sialyltransferase
Exons: 6
Coding region: 370-1581 (403 amino acids)
Biological process (GO): sialylation
Cellular component (GO): Golgi apparatus
Molecular function (GO): beta-galactoside alpha-2,6-sialyltransferase activity
Source: RefSeq, a predicted model, not a curated record
CUUGAAUGUAAUGUCAGAUGCGCGUUUCGGAUGGCGCAAGUUCGGUUUAUUGAUCCUGCGUACACUAUGCGAUGAUGCUGCAACCUUACCACGGUGGAAAGUGUUUUUCGCCUUAUCAUACGCACGACUACCGCAUCCGAGUGCAGUGGUUAAGUAUCGCACACCAUACCGACGUGGAAUUAUUAUUAUUUAACAUCGAACAAAAACGCGUGAAUUCUAUAAUAUUAGUAUGUCAUCAUAAUAUAUUAUUAUACAGUCACGUCGUCCGUUAUACAUUAGCGAUUAAUUGCCAAUUAAUUCGCGUGCGAUUUAUAUGCACAUUGAUGUGCAUGGUAAAGGAGAAAAACGCUCCACUAAUAUUUGAUAAAAAUGCGUUCGGUUGCACUGACAGUAUGGUUUUUUUUAAACGUCGUACUAUUGGGCAUGUGCGGAUAUAUUUAUCUACUUUGGCUACAAUAUUGGCGUCACAUAAGCGUCAAAAACCAACAAACUCAAGAAUUGACUUACACACAACAGCAGCCCUACGUCGAGUAUUAUGACGAAGGCGAUUUCACAACUGCUCAUCAGAAAAACGGAAAUCCAUUAAUGCGGAUUAGUGAAGCGCUUCUAGACAAGUCGGAAAGAAUCAGGUUAUUUAAUUUCAAAAAUAAAAUCAUUGCCCGUCUAAGGCAGGUAAUAAUGAAGGAGAGUAGCAAUUAUGGGUCCGUUAAAAACGAGAACCCUUACAAUGUUCCGUAUAGACCGCAAGCACCGAAUAACGUGAAAAGCGACUGGACGUGUGAUAUGGCUUCCAGCGUGGAGAAAUUUAGAACAUUAGAAAAAAAUGAUAUUGAUCAUAUGUUGACCAAAAAUAUUCCGGAUGUGCCACUGUUUGACGAUAAUGAAGUAUUCGGCACUUGUGCAAUUAUAUCCAAUGCGGCUACUCUUCGCAAUUCAAAUCUCGGAUACUUUAUAGACCAACAUGACUUGGUGUUACGGUUCAAUAAUGCUCCAACAAAAGGAUAUGAAAAAGAUGUGGGCUCAAAGACAACAAUACGUAUUUUAAACUCACAAGUUGUCACUAAACCACAAUUCCAAUUUGUAUCAUCACCAUUAUACAAGCGGCUCAAACUUUUGAUGUGGGAUCCAUCAAAUUACACAUCGUCAAUUAACGAAUGGAUUACGAACCCAGAACAUAACUUUAUUGACAACUACAUAUCAUUUAGAAAAUCUAAUCCUAGGUCAAACUUUCAUAUUGUUCAUCCACAAUAUCUAUGGCGUCUAUGGGAUUACAUACAAGAUCAUACUACAGCUCAUAUAAGACGCAAUCCUCCAUCUUCGGGAUUUUUAGGAUUAGCAAUGCUGUUGCCGCGAUGCACGGUCGUUAACAUGUUCGAGUUCAUACCGUCUGAAAGAAUGACACACCGGUGUCAUUACUAUCACGAGAAAGUCGACGUGACGUGUACAUUUGGGAUUUGGCAUCCACUGGCGGCGGAAAAACUCCUGAUGCUAACGGCGAACACCAUGCCCGAUCAGACAGUUUUCCACACAGGGUUCCUCUCGAUCCCCGGCUAUAAGUCUCCGAUAUGUACUUCGUUAUAGUGACUGCUACCUGCGAUAAAUAUGACGUAUUAUUUAUUAUUAUGUUCAUAUUUUUUUUUUUAUAUUUAUACAUAAUGAGCCUUGUAUUAUAAUGCCCACAACGCGAAUAAUAAUUAUUAUGUAUGAGGUCAUCAGGUACCUACUGUCUUGAUCUAGUGUAGCUGCAGUGUGCCUAUAUCAUUAGAGCUCAAUCAUAAUUUGUUAAUAUGAUAGGUAUAUUAUGAUUUAUGACGUAUCAAGUACUUAAUAUUAUUAACUGAUCAACUUCGAACUUAUUAUCUCGGAACAAUAUUUAUUAGUAGAUUAGGUAAACAAUACGACACGAAGUCUGACGUUGUAAUUUUUUUUUUAUUAUUGUACAGAAACAAAUUAUUACUAGGAUUUAUACAUGAUAUUAUUAUACACUUAUAUAGUGAAAAU